Postia placenta MAD-698-R-SB12 is the source of this 696-nucleotide messenger RNA. RefSeq lists its product as hypothetical. NCBI's taxonomy places the organism in Eukaryota, Fungi, Basidiomycota, Agaricomycetes, Polyporales, Adustoporiaceae. The record is from RefSeq and is a predicted model, not a curated record. The transcript is spliced from 2 exons. The coding region runs from base 1 to 696 and encodes 231 amino acids.
AUGCGUGCCACCACCGCUGCCCCCGCUCUUCUCCUUGCCGCUGCUAUUGCGCCGUCCAUGGCUGCCCCCAUUGCUUCAUCCUCGGAAGCGGAGCUCUUGACACGCCGCAUCGACUUCACGACGCCUAUCCAUCCGAUGACUCCCGCAACCGCAAGGGCCAAGCUCCUAUCCUGGAUGAAACGCGAGGAUCAGGAGCUGCCCGCCCGCGCGAUCGAGGAUGAGCUCAUCGCGCGCGCAGGGUUCCAAAUGCGCCCCGUCAGCACGACAUGGACAUACCCCGGGCCGCAAGGCCGCAUUGUCACCGUCGUGACCCAUCCGCCACGCUCGUUCGACGAAGAACUGUAUGCGCGGGCUGCGCCUCCCGCGGCAGGCAGCGAAGCGGUCAACUGGAAGAAGGUCGGCAACGUCGCAGGCAAGGUCGCCGGAGCCGUAGGUAAGGUCCUCGCCUUCCUCAAGCGCGAAGACCAGGAGCUGCUCGCUCGCGCGAUCGAGGACGAGGUGAUCGCGCGCGAGCUCCUGAGACCCGGCCCGAUCAGCUUCAUCCCAAUGAAUCCUGGCCUACCGUGGACGAAAGGCCGCAUCGGCACUGUCGUGAACCCCCCGCGUUCGUUCGACGAUGACGAACUCAUGGCGCGCUCAUUUGGCGACGACGAGCUGUACGCGCGCUCGGGCUUCGUGCUGGAUGAGCUUGACUGA